CGUUGUAGAUUGUACGACUCGACUGCUACGGAAUUACUUAUCAUGUAAAUUGGUUUAUUGCCCAGAACGUAGUUUCCCUGUCCUAACUAAUUAUCACUGUAGAUCUGUAGUAGGCCCCUGCCCUUACCUUUUCUUGUUGUAUCUUGAAAUAGAGCGAAAAUGUCCAGAGUUUACCGUGCAUUAGUAGCGGUUGGGGACAGGGCUGUGCCCGCAAAACUUAGACCACUUUGGGAACACGAAGCUGGUCCGAAAACUGUCUUUUUCUGGGCACCUGCAUUCAAAUGGGCUUUGGUGUUGGCUGGUCUGGGUGAUUUGAAUCGGCCCGUUGAGAAACUGUCCGUGCCACAGUCGGCAUCACUAGCGGCCACUGGGCUCAUCUGGUCCCGGUAUUCACUUGUCAUCAUCCCGAAAAACUAUAGUCUAUUUGCCGUCAAUGUCUUUGUAGCAAUCACAAGUAUAUACCAGUUAGGAAGGGCCUACAACUACCAGCAAGCACUCAAAAAACAGGAAGGAAAAUGAAGAAAUAGAUUUUUAGUCAAAUGGGGUUUAAAUCUUGAAACUAGUUUAGCAGGGGUAUUGAGUAGCAUUAAAGUUAUUUAUUUAUUAUUUUAUAAUAGGUAGUAUAAAUUCAAUUAUAAAUUAAAGACUUCUAAUUCUACUUAUCAAGGGUUAUAGAAAGGAUUUACUCCA
Messenger RNA from Plutella xylostella (diamondback moth), 690 nucleotides. Its product is annotated as mitochondrial pyruvate carrier 2. The record is from RefSeq and is a predicted model, not a curated record. Gene Ontology annotation, cellular component: mitochondrial inner membrane. Gene Ontology annotation, biological process: pyruvate import into mitochondria. NCBI's taxonomy places the organism in Eukaryota, Metazoa, Arthropoda, Insecta, Lepidoptera, Plutellidae.